This is a messenger RNA of Adineta steineri, 1527 nucleotides long. The record is from the annotation of a GenBank genome assembly. NCBI's taxonomy places the organism in Eukaryota, Metazoa, Rotifera, Eurotatoria, Adinetida, Adinetidae.
AUGGAUUCGAGUACAUAUCUAUUAUUAACAAGUAGUAUCGAUUCAUUAUAUCCUGAGAAAUUUCUUCCUAAUACUUUACCAACAGUAUUAUCAACAACAACAGCAGUAGCAGCAGCAAUACUAAAUGAAACAAGUAGUAUAGUCGGAUUAACAGAAACACUUGUACCAGAAAAGUAUCAAGUCAUAUUAUUAAGUUUUGCAUAUGGAAUUAUAUCUUUACUUGCUCUUGUGGGUAAUUUAUGUAUUAUUUACAUUGUUCUACGCAAUCGACGAAUGCAUUCAGUGACAAAUUAUUUUAUAUGCAAUUUAGCUCUUUCUGAUUGUCUUGUUGCUUGUUUUGCUGUACCAUUUCAAUUUCAAGCAGCAGUUCUUCAAAAAUGGGUAUUACCGCAUUUUCUUUGCAAAUUAGCACCAUUUGUUCAAAUACUGUCUAUUGAUGUAUCAAUAUAUACUCUUGUUGCUGUUUCACUUGAUCGUUACCAUGUCAUGUUACAUCCAUUAAAACCGAAAUUAUCAACAAAAAGUGCAUUUAUUAUAUUUUUUAUAAUUUGGCUUAUUGCACUUGGAUCAUCAAUACCUAGUUUAUUUUUUUAUAAUGUUAGUUUUACAGAUGAAUAUGGUUAUCAAUGUCUACCAAAUAAUGAUCAACAAAAACAAGAUAAUUCUACAAUAAAAUCCUAUGAUAUAAAUAAAAUUUAUAUUGUUUAUAAUAUUUAUUCACAAUAUAUAAUACCAUUUAUAAUCAUAAGUUGUGCUUAUUUUCGUAUAGCAUCACAUUUAUAUUUUUCUAAACCUGUUGGACAAACAAAACAUCAAGAAGUUAUUGCUCGAAAUAAACGUAAAGUAUUAAAAAUGCUAUUUCUUGUUGUUGCCUUAUUUUUAAUAUGUUGGUUUCCAUUACAAUUAUAUAAUUUUCUUAAUGUUUAUAAACCAGAAAUAAAUGAUUUUAAACAUAUUGUAGUAUUAUGGUUAUGUGCAAAUUGGCUUGCUAUGUCGAAUUCUUGUCAUAAUCCAUUUAUUUAUGGCCUUUGUAGUGCAAAAUUUAAUCAAGAAUUUCGCAAACUUUUUUCUUGUUUCCCAUGUAUUGAUCCUUCUAAAUUAGAUACAGAUAUAUCAAAGAAAAAUAAUCCUAUUUCAUUAAUAACAAAACAAUCUCAAUCAACAACAACAUCAUCAUCACAAGUACAACGUCUAAAUUAUCAACAACGUACAUCUAAUUCUUUAGCAAUUUCACCAAAAAUUCAACAUCAAGCAAGACAAAAUACAGCAAAUAACCAAAUUUCAUCAACACCCACAAACAGAGCAACAGGAUGUCAUCAUAAAAAACGCCUUUAUUUUUUCUCGAAUCACAGCUCGAAUCACCGUCACGCGUUAUUCAGCAAUAAUAAUAAUAAUUAUUAUACUUCAAAACUAGAUCGAUCAAUAAUUAACUGUGAAAAAUUUUUACCUGAUCAAGAAUUAACUAAUGCAACAAAAGAGAAUGAUCUUUUAUUGGUUCAUGCACGACAAUCUAUUCGUUUUGUGUAG